AUGCAAAGUAGAAUUGUCAUUCCAACCAAAAUAACAGACAUUGAAUUAUUAAUGAAAGACCCUACAAGUCCAAUAGAGAGCAGAAAAGAAUUAUACCAAGGAGAAACGAUUAUUGUUAGUAUAGUGAUAUAUCAUGAUAGACAAAUUUUAUUUGAAGAAGGAGAAAUUGGAGUUAUAAAGUUUUCUGAGACUAAGCCAAAAAUUGUUAUUGUUACACAAACGAAUAUAUCAACAGGGAUAUAUCUUAAUCCAGAAGAAGUAAAUAAAAUAGAUUCUAUUAUUUUAAAUAAAGAAGAAAAUAUAACAACCAAUUAUGAUACAAUAGGUAAAUGGAAUGAUAUAAUGAAAGGAAAUAAUUGGAGAGUUAUUGUUGUAGAUAAAUAUUGUUCUAUUCAUUUAUUAGUUUUUAAAGUAUCUGUAGAAUCAGAAUAUUUUAAUAAACCAGUUUAUUUAAGAAGUACAUUUUGGCCACUAAUGAAUAUAGACUUUUAUAAAAGAUAUCAAGACACAUAUUUUACACAGUCUUUUGAAAAGAAUGAAUUUCUUAUCAACACUCUUCCAAUUAAAAUAUACCAACCAAUAACAAUACAAAGAAAAAUAAUUAAUAAUGUUGUUUGUAUUACAUUAACAAACAAUUUAAUUAUUCCAGUUAAAGUUAAAUCAUUUAAUAUUUAUUCUAAAAUACAAAGAGGAGAAAUACCAAAAUUUCCAAUCAUUUUAAAUCCGUAUGAAAGCUUUACAAUUGCAUUUCCUAUUCAUUUAAAAAAAGAAUUUAUUGAAGAAAAAGUUGAAGAAGGAAUAAAAUCUAUUAAAGCUAUACCUCCAAAAAUGCUUUCACCAUCAAGUUCAUUAUUAAAUAUGAAAGUUCCUGAUAAACCAACACCUCAACCUUCAAAAGAUAGUAAACUUAAACGUAAAUUAAUAAAAGGACUUAGUAGAAAAAUAGAACUUGAUACUCUUCAACCAAUAAAUCUAAUGAGACAAAGCAUGUCAAUAGAAGAUAGUUUUCUUCAAGAAGAAGUUAAUAAUGAAACAAAUACUGAUAAAGAAACUCAAAAAAUAAAUAAAGAAAAUCUUACUAUUGAAUUAUCUUAUAAAACAAAAUUAAUGAUUGGAAGUAUUUAUCAAGAAUUAUCGUAUAGUAUUGACAUUAUUAAAUUUCAUUUUAUUUCAAUCAAAUAUAAUAUUCCUAAACAUAUCUAUGCAAAUACUUCUUUUAAAAUUCAAUUUGACAUUCAUUAUAAUUCUUAUAAACUUCGUCAUCUACUUUUUAUUAUUAAUCAAAUUGAUCGUCCAGAUGAAAUUGAUUGUCUUCAUCCUACUUUAGAUAUUGGUAUACUUAAUAAACCUACUUUAAUUUCUGUAUCAAUUGAGUUUAUGGCAAAUAAAGCUGGUGUCUUUUCUUUACCUCAAGUUUCCUUAAAAGAAACAAGAACAAAUGAAGUAUUUGUAGUUUAUAAUUUAUGUGAUGUAGUAGUAGAAAAUGAAGUUAAAAUUUAA
This is a messenger RNA of Entamoeba histolytica HM-1:IMSS, 1500 nucleotides long. RefSeq lists its product as uncharacterized. Bases 1 to 1500 code for a protein of 499 amino acids. NCBI's taxonomy places the organism in Eukaryota, Evosea, Mastigamoebida, Endamoebidae. The transcript has a single exon. The record is from RefSeq and is a predicted model, not a curated record.